Molecule: messenger RNA, 766 nt
Organism: Nothobranchius furzeri (turquoise killifish)
Lineage: Eukaryota; Metazoa; Chordata; Actinopteri; Cyprinodontiformes; Nothobranchiidae
Gene: pla2g10
Product: phospholipase A2 group X
Biological process (GO): lipid catabolic process; phospholipid metabolic process; arachidonate secretion
Molecular function (GO): calcium ion binding; phospholipid binding
Source: RefSeq, a predicted model, not a curated record
UACAUAAUUAACAAACAUAUCGAAAGUAUAAUAAAUGAUUAAUUACAGGAUAAACUGUUAAGUUGUCUGAAACCUGCCAGAUGCCAACUCUGAGAAGUGCAAGUGAAGUUUAUUCCUGCAGAGGGAGCCCAGUUUCACAAACACUGGAUUAGCCUCUGGCCAAUAGAGAUCCUCAGGAGAUUAUUCCAACAGCCUCUAAAAAAAGCAGCUCCCACUUCUCGCUGCACUCAGACCAUCAGCAACACUUGCUGGGAAGGGCUCAGCUGCCUGUUGCGUGCCGUGAUGACACUUUUCCGAACACUCCUCCUCUUAUCAGUGGCUGCAGCUUCUGUGGCAGAGCAAAUUUCCCCCCAGCGGAGGAAACGAGGGUUGCUUGAGCUGGCUGGAGCCAUCAAAUGCAGCACAGAGAGAUCUGCUUUGGCUUAUGUGAUGUACGGAUGCUACUGUGGUCUGGGAGGCCAAGGCUGGCCCAGAGACCAGGCCGACUGGUGUUGCCACAAGCACGACUGCUGUUAUGGAGAUGCAGAACGCCUCGGCUGCCAAACCAAAACAGCUCAGUAUCAGUGGACGUGUGAGGACAGGAAAGCUGAGUGUGAUGACUUGGAGGACAAAUGUGAAAAGUUUCUGUGCAAGUGUGACAGAGAGGCAGCCAAGUGUUUGAGAAAGGCACCUUACACCCAGAAAUACGCCUUAUGGCCAGACUUCAUGUGUGGCUCGGAGCAUCCAACAUGUAACAUUUACUGACACAAUAAAACCAUUUUUUAUG